AUGAUGGCCAAGAAAUGUUUCAAGUCAGGGUGUAUGAAUGAAGUCGAGUAUGCAUGCAAAUGCUCUCCUCCUGAGACUUUAUCUUGUGAAGUGCACGUUGUGGAGCAUGUAAACUUGCCUAAUACAGCUCACAAUCUUGAAUCAAUUUUUAUGCAUCCUUGUGAAGGGACAAAAGAAGCGAUUCUUGAAUUCCUUACAAUAGAAAAUUCAAAAUACAGUGAUUUGAGAAGAAAAAUUAUAGAUUCCUUUAGCCAGCAUCUUCCCCAUUUAGAGGAAGAUUUAGGAGAUUUCACAAGCAAGUUGGAUUGCUACUCAGAUGAAAUAAAUAAUUUCUUUGCAAAGAUUUCCCAAGCUUCAAAAUUAUUAAAGUCAGAACAAGAUCCAAUUUUAGGAUUAUUGAGUUUUCACCCUCUAGAAGCUAUUGAGAAAGUAAAAUUGAUGACCAUCACCAGCAGAGAUUGAUACAAAGGUGCGAAGCUGUUUUAUAUAUUCAAUCAAAAGUUAGAAAGCCUAAAUAGAUCUUUCUUUACAGAAAUAUGCGGGGCAUAUCUAGAAAUAAGAAAUAUGCGAAAUACUCCUGAAAUGCAUAAUAAAACUAGUGAGCCAACAAAUAUAGAGUUAGCAAACGUUAAAGAUUCGAUUUCUUUGAUAAUAAAUGAGAACAAAGGGUCUGAAAAAGUAAACAAGUCAAUAAAAAAAAGCUUAGAAAAUGAGGCGAGCUUGCUUAAUACUCAAAUAAGUACUGUUUCUAAUGAUCUCAACAGUAAACCCAUAGAAGCAGAAAACUCUUUAAACAUUAUAGAUACCUUAAGAAAUAAAACAGCUAAGAUUUUGAGUAGACCAAACAAUCCAGAGUUAGAGAUAGAUUUCAGAGCAACUUGUUCAGCAAUUCAGACCAAUUCUAGUUUUUAUGAUCCACCAUUAAUGCAAGCUUACCAAGAUUACGUUAAUGCUUAUCAGCAAAAGACAUCUCUUUAUAAUAUUGCAAAAGAUUGAAACAAAAGAGGCAAUUUAAUUAUAUAUAACACUGAAACUGAAACCCAAGAAGAAGCCAAAACCUUGCAGACUCCAGAACCACUAGACGCAACAACUUGUAUAACUAAUCUUCCAAAUGGCAAGCUAUUCUGUUAUGGUAAUAGUCAAAUUUCUGGGAUUACAGUGCUGAUUGAUGUGAAUGGUGAAUUCGAAGUGCUGCCAUCUGGAACCCCUUGCAUGGUCUCAUCAUGUAUCUAUUUCAAUAACAGCAUCUAUUGCUUUGGAGGGUACAAUCAAAACUAUUUAACUUUAUCUAAUAGAUUCGAUUUGAAUUGAAAUCGAUGGAUUCAAUUAGCUCUAAUGCCAAACGGUGAUUAUUAUUGCCAUAGUAUAAUAUUCAAUGGAAAUAUUUUGAUUUCUGGAUAUUAUAAUAGAAAUCUUUUGUUAUACUCAAUUGAUAUUGACUCUUUUUCGACAAUUCCUUAUGAUUUUGAAAUAUAUAAAAGUAAGAUCCUGAUAAAUGCAGAGAGACUAUAUUUGAUUGAAGGCAGCAAUGGAUCAAUCUAUGAAAGCGAUAUUGAAAGUUGCUUGAAUUGGAGACGAAUAGGACAUUCAACAAUCAAUCAUGAUCCUCAUCAAGUGUAUUGCUCAUAUAGCAAAGGAUUUAUAUGCAUCUCAACAACUUCUGAUUUAUCGAAAGGAACAUAUUAUUAUUUUAAUUUAGACCAAAAAAUAAUUAUUGAUGUCGCUUGCUAUGGUUGGAAUUACUCACUUAGAAGAGUAGGCAAAAAGAUUGAAGCAAUAAAAUACAAUGGAGAGAAUUCUAAGCUCUAUUCUUAUUAUAUGGAUUGAUGCAAUCUAGAAGACAUAGAUCUAUUUACUAUAGAAAAAAAUAUAAGACAAAUCGAUUUUGAUGACAAAAAAUUCAGACUAGAUCUAUCUUACAUUAAUAAAGGCCAUGUUUUUUAUGAUUUAAAAAGAUAUCAAGAAGCAAUUGAAUGCUAUAACGAAGCAAUUUUACUAGAUCCAAACAAUAUUAACUAUUACUCUCAUAAAGGCAACUCUCUUUGUAAGCUAAAAAGAUAUCUAGAAGCUAUCGAGUGCUAUGAUGAAGAAAUCAAACUCAAUCCAAACAAUGCUGAUUCGUACUGGAAGAAAGGAUAUGCUUUAAAUGAAUUAGGAAGAUAUCCAGAAGCACUAGAAAACUAUGACGAAGCAAUCAAAAUCAAUCCAUAUUAUUACAAGUUUUAUUAUGAUAAAGGCAAUACUUUUUAUGCGUUACAGAGAUAUCAAGAAGCAAUACAAUGAUAUGAUGAGGCGAUCAAAGAAAAUUCAUAUAAAGCUAAAAUUUAUAAUGAUAAAGGCAAUACUCUUUAUGCUUUAGAGAGAUAUCAAGAAGCAAUACAAUGCUAUGGUGAGGCUAUCAGACUUAAACCCAGCAAUCCUUUGUAUUUCUGCAGCCGAGCUAGAGCAUAUAAUAAUCUCGGACAAGAAGGAGCAGCUUUGCAGGACUUUAAUAGUGCUUAUGAUUUAGAGCAAGAAUAUCAAGGCCUUUUCACUGAGAAAGGAUGGAGACUUUCUGAAAAAGAUAUCAAUUUUAUUAACGAUGUAUUAGGCCGAGACCGUAUUGAACUACUCAAAAAGAAUUUAUAA
Messenger RNA from Blepharisma stoltei, 2628 nucleotides. The record is from the annotation of a GenBank genome assembly. Lineage: Eukaryota; Ciliophora; Heterotrichea; Heterotrichida; Blepharismidae.